Molecule: messenger RNA, 5382 nt
Organism: Saccostrea cuccullata (small rock oyster)
Lineage: Eukaryota; Metazoa; Mollusca; Bivalvia; Ostreida; Ostreidae
Exons: 2
Coding region: 1321-3144 (607 amino acids)
Source: RefSeq, a predicted model, not a curated record
UCUGUGGGAAAGGCACUACAGCCUUCUUGGGAAUUUGACACGGUGCGAGGGUUGUCGGCUUCAAAAGUGGUGAUUUAUAACUUAUGUCAACCUUUCGUUUUAUGUGGCGGAUAGUUCUUACUGAUCAGCAUCGGCUUAGUGAUGUUGACUAAUGGCUUUUGCAGUCGCACAAUGGGUGCUUUUAUUGGCUUACGGCAAUUCGGGAAAUACAGAUCUGUUCCAAAACACUUUUGGUUCUACUAUUUACUCUAUUUCCGGAAAAUUUUUGUCAACAACUGUAGGUGAUACAGGGUGUUUUAUCGAAAAGCGGCAGAAUCAAUGAAGUGAAAAAUUAAUUGUAAGAAAAGGUAUAUAUUUACCAGCAUUAUGCCAGGCAAAAGGAAUAAAGCCCAACAGUCCAAAACUAGUCAGGUGAAAAGACCACGUCGUGCACAGAACGGAACUGGAGAGUCCACUACCAAUGAUGCUGUGGCUGUCGAUACAAGCACUCAACCCCUUGAUGUUCCUCCUGAAACCUUGGCUGCAUUAACCCAAACCAUAACAAAGGCAGUCACGGAGAAGGUGUUAGCAGAGAUAAAACCAUUACUGCAACAUCAGGGGAGUAUCUCUGUUCAUAAUAUGGGGGAGAAAGGGGAAAUAAUGCUUCCACUACAUCAAGCAAUAGCUUAACAGCAGGUCCUUCUGGGUCAGUUUGUCAAAUAACAAAUAAGUCAGUGGAUGCAAGUAUCUCAGGAUUGGUAUCAGGCGCUGUAAUCGAACACAGUUCACAGAUUGUAGGUACUGAACUUCCACCUGCAGCAAAUGUCGGUAAGAAAUCAGGUUUUGUAAGCUCAUCAGUACCGAUAGAGGCAACUGUUUCUGACAAAAUAAAAUCUAAAAUUUGGUCAAAACAAUAUGUUGAUAUGGCUCUGUUGUUUAAAAAGGAAAAGGGGAAAAGUAAGUAUUCUAUCAAGGUAGAGGAACAGGAUCAGACAGGUAAGGUGGUAAUCCACAAUAUGCGAUCCACAGAUGACGACGAAGUUAGGGAUGGUUCGUUACCCCUGCAUGACUGGGUAACUGCGUGGAAUAGGUAUGUGACAAUAUAUUGCAUUAAAGAUACACUUGCACAGCCAAAGCUUGCAAAACACAUGGAAUCAGUAAGGCAAAUUGCAGAGGAAAAUGGGGACUGGAGAAAAUAUGAUAAGGAGUUCAGGGAACUCAUAGAACAAGGUGAGGUAGAAUGGGGUGAUGUCCAUAUGGAGAUAUAUGUUAAUGCUCGCCUCAAACAAUCGGAAAAAAAGUCAAGCAAAAUAACACCAGACCGUUCGUCAUUUGGUACGUAUGAGGAAGUCCCUCAGGGGUCAUGCUUUGCCUAUCACAAAGCUGGAAGGUAUUGUAGGCUUGGUUCAUCAUGCAAAUUCCAGCACAGAUGUUAUAACUGUGGUGGUUUCCAUCCAGUCUACAUAUGUAAAAAACCAAUUCAACGGCCAUUUCGUUUCUUGGACAAAUCCAGAACCCAAAAACCAUUUCAAGGAAAUGGCACAUCAACCAACACAGGUAAUGCUAAAUUCUCAAAGCCAACCUAUCCCACAAAAGGGUCCAACUCCAGUAAAUCCCAGUAGAUUAGAGUACUGGUUGGUGGGGUAUGACAAGGUAGAAACAGAAUUUUUAGUUAAUGGUUUUCGAUAUGGUUUCCACAUUGGUUACACAGGGGAAAGUAGAAAUACUCUUUCAAAAAAUUUAAAAUCGGCACUGGACUUACCAGAAGUUAUUAGCAAAAAGUUAGAAAAGGAGAUAAAUUUGGGUAGAAUUAUGGGUCCUUUCAAAGAGAAACCACUGCCAAUUUUAAAUUGUUCCCCUUUAGGUCUAGUUAGUAAGAAAACAGAGGGUGAGUACCGUAUGAUCCAUCAUUUGUCAUACCCGGAAGGUAAGUCUGUCAAUGAUGGCAUACCCGAGGAAGAGUCAUUUGUUCAAUACUCUUCUGCAGAGGAUGCUAUUCAAAACAUUAAGCAGUGUGGGAAAGGAUCAUAUUGUUGCAAAACAGAUAUUUCUAAUGCAUUUCGAAUUAUCAACUUACAUGCAUCACAGUUUGAAUACUUUGGUUUCACUUGGCAAGGUCAUUGGUAUUUUGACACAUGUCUUCAGAUGGGUUGCAGUUCUUCCUGUCGUAUAUUUGAAAGGUUUAGUACAGCACUUCAGUGGAUUGCACAAGAAAAAUUAGGAAUUAAAUUUAUGACUCAUGUAUUAAAUGAUUUUCUAAUUGUUGACAAAUCUGCGACAGAGUGCCACAAAAAACUUGUGGCAUUUUUAACAGUUUGCGCCGACAUAGGUGUACCUAUGGCUAAGGAUAAGACAUUUGGUCCUAACAAGGUAAUGACUUUUCUGGGAUAUGAAUUAGACACUGAGAUGAUGGAGGCAAGGUUACCUAUUGAUAAAGUUAAAAAAUGUAGAGAUACAAUUGAACAGCUUUUACCAAGCAGAAAGAUUACUUUGAAGGACAUGCAGUCAGUGAUUGGUCUUCUUAAUUUUGCGUGUAAUGUGGUCUUGCCAGGUAGAGCAUUCUUAAGGCGACUUAUCAACACUACUAUUGGCAUUACAAAAGCAUAUUAUCGCAUUAGACUAAACAAAGAGGUAAAAGCAAAUUUAUGUACUUGGUUAGCCUUCUUGGAAAAAUUUAAUGGUAGGUCAGUUUUCUUACCAGAUAGGUGGGUUGAUUCCAAUGAAUUAAAACUGUAUACAAACGCUUCGGGAUCUAUGGGAUACGGGGCAGUGUUAGGUGGGCACUGGUUCUAUGGGACUUGGCAUGAUAAUUGGAAAAAAUGUAAUAUUACUCUCUUGGAAUUUUACCCAAUAGUGUUAGCUCUUAAAGUUUGGCGUCAUAUUUUUAAAAACAAAUGCAUUUACUUUUACACAGACAAUUAUGCCCUUGUGCAUAUCAUUAACAAGCAAUCGUCUAAGGAUAAAAGUAUAAUGUAUUUGGUUAGAGAGUUAGUGCUAAUUUGUUUGCAGUCUAACAUUUUGUUUAAAGCUAGGCAUCUGAGUACCAAGGAAAAUAUUCUAUGUGAUUGCUUGUCUCGUUUGAAGGUGCAGCAGUUCCAUCAACUUGCUCCUUGGAUGGACAAAGAACCAACGGUGAUUCCCAAUCUGCCAACAUUACCUCCUUAGAACCAGUCUUGAGGAACCUGUUGACUUCAACAUUGGCACCAGCUUCCACUCAAGCAUAUAAACGGGCAUGGUCUAUUUAUAGAAAUUUUGCAAACAAAUUUGAUAUGAGUAAUGAUCUUACGUUGUCUCAGGAAACUUUGGCUUUGUUUAUCUCUUAUUUAUUUGCUGAAGAUUAUGCAGCCUCCUCUAUCGUGUCAUUUAUUUCAUCAAUAGCAUAUAUACAUAAAAUUAAUAAUUUGCCUGACAAUACAUCAUGCUUUCUCAUUCAGAAACUAUUAAGUUCUUGUCGCAAAUAAAGACCUUCAAUGGAUAUUCGUUUACCAAUAACCAUAGUAGUUCUGCAUAAAAUUUGUGAUGCGUUCGAACAUACAAUAUCGAGCAUAUAUAAAAGGGCAUUAUUUCAAACAAUGUUUUUAUUGGCUUUUCACGGCUUCCUCAGAAUAGGAGAGAUAACAUCAGUUGGCACUGCUAAUAAGGUUUUACAAGUUUCACAGAUUACUUUUCAGAAAAGUAAAGUUUUGAUUCACUUUCAAAAUUAUAAACAUUCUGAUGGUAAAGUUUUUAGUCUUACAAUUAAUUCUUGCAACUCUUUAAAAUAUUGUCCAGUGGGGGCAUUAGAACACUACAUUAAGAUGAGAGGGAGGACCGAUGGGCCCCUUUUUUGCUACCCCCAAAACACUGCAGUCACAAGGCAAGAAUUUUCAAACAUAUUAAAGCAAAGCCUCAUGUUUUGUAAUUUGGAUGUCAAUAGAUUCAAAGGACAUUCCUUUCGAAUCGGAAUGGCCUCUUACUGUGCAUCACGAGGGAUGAGCGAUAGUCAGAUUAGAUUCCUGGGUAGAUGGAAAUCGGAUGCAUUUAAAUAUUACAUAAGACACGUGACACCAUGUUGAUAUAUGCUUGAGUGGAAGUGGAUCCUCGGAGCAGAUUUUGUUUUGUUAAUUGCGUAGGAUCUCGACUUUUAAGUGAUUUUCAAGAGUAUUAACUUAGGGGGGCAUAUGUUUAUCCCUCAUCCAGAACAAUAGUGCCUAAGUCAUUUGUUAAUACUUAGGCUGGUAGGUGACAAGAUUGCGUGCGUAUAAACAUUUAUAACGGUGAGGAAGCUUACAGUGUAAAAUAUUUUUCAAUAUGGGGGCAUAUGUCUAUCCCUCAGCUAAAACAUUGCUCGAAGUAGUCCUUAAGUGAAUACCACACACAUGUGAACUUAGUAAAAAACAGCGAAUAAGAUGAUGAUUUGCGACUAUAAGGGCAUAUGUUUAUCCCUUAUCGAACAUUAUACAGUCAUUCGUUAAUACUUGGGACCCACAGACAUAAUACACUAGGAAUAGUAAACUCAUUAGGUUGUGAUGGGGGCAUAUGUUUAUCCCUCAUAAGACAUUUGUGAAUUCAAAUUUUUUAUCAUAAUUGAAUUGUAAGAGAUUUAUAGAAACAGUAUCUUGUCAUAUAUAUAUUUCAUGAGAAAGUUAUUUUGUUACAUUACGGGACAUAUGUUUAUUCCCAUUUUUGUAAAUUUUACUCAAUUUUGGUAUGAUUUAUGUUUGAGGUGUGUUGCCAUUUAUUUUUCCUUUAUGGGUCUGAACUUUCCCUAGUUCGGUCAAGUCAGUGGCGUUUUCAGACCCAUUUUCAUGAUUUUUCUGUUAAAUCUAAGUGGUAAUUACUGUAAAUUUGGAUUAUCUCCCUUUACAAAAUUGGUUUUAUUUCUCAUCUUGAUAUCUUGUGUCUGCUAAAAAUUAUAUGUCAUUAUUAAUAAUACUUUUGAGAAUUUCAAACAAAUUAUUAAACGUCACAAAGGUGGCAACACACGACAAACUGUUUUACAGACUUUUUACUCAUUGAAGGAGGAUAAGAUAAGGUGUUCUAGCUUUGAAAGGAUUAUGGAAAGAAAUUAACCAGUUGAUGGGUAACUGGGUUAUCAAAAUACUUAUUGCAUUAAAAUAAAUAAAUUUAAGUUUACUUAAAAAUUUUUAUUGUAAUCAAUAAGUGUCCUCCUUGAAUGUGAAAGUCUGAAAUACUGUAUAGCUGUGCUUUGUAAUGUUAAUUUUGUUCCAUGUCUUACCGUGGUAGGAGAGGCAGAGAUUGACCAAUCAAAAUCUGACCAAUUAAAAUCUAACAAAUGAAAUUCUGACCAUGCGGUGCGUUACUCUGCCUUUUCUCCCAUCUACAUCCUUGGAGGACGGACGUUGUUUCAAAGUUUGUUAUUUAUUUUAUCAAGAUUUUGGUGAGUAAAUUUAUUUCAUUAUG